This is a messenger RNA of Melanotaenia boesemani (Boeseman's rainbowfish), 4872 nucleotides long. RefSeq names its product tubulin, gamma complex associated protein 3 (gene tubgcp3). The record is from RefSeq and is a predicted model, not a curated record. Lineage: Eukaryota; Metazoa; Chordata; Actinopteri; Atheriniformes; Melanotaeniidae. Gene Ontology annotation, cellular component: centrosome; gamma-tubulin small complex; spindle pole. Gene Ontology annotation, biological process: mitotic cell cycle; microtubule nucleation; spindle assembly. The coding region runs from base 101 to 2809 and encodes 902 amino acids. Gene Ontology annotation, molecular function: gamma-tubulin binding; microtubule minus-end binding. The transcript has 23 exons.
UAUCAAAAUGGCGUUGCUCAUCGCGGGAGGCUUCAGUUAGUUCAUAUUCUUCAGUGAACUAAUUUAUUGGGCGACACGCGAUACAGAAUCCACGGACAGCAUGGCGAGUCUAGAUCAGAAAUCACCUAAUGUCCUUCUGCAGAGCCUGUGCUGCAGAAUUACCGGAAAAAGCGAAGCUGAAGUUGCCCACCAGUUCCAGUAUGCAGUGCGAGUCAUUGGCAGCAACUAUGCCCCAACUAUUGAACGAGAUGAGUUCCUGGUGUCUGAGAAAAUCAAGAAAGAAUUGCUGAAGCAGAGGAGGGAAGCAGAUGCUGCUCUGUUCUCAGAGCUGCACAGAAAACUUCAAACUCAGAGCAUUCUGAAGCAUCGUUGGUCGGUUCUCUACCUGCUGCUUAGCCUCUCUGAAGACCCCCGCAAACCAUCCAGCAGAGUGGGAAACUAUGGUGGACUCUUCGCCCAAGCCCUCCCCAGGGAUGCCCACUCCACCCCAUUCUACUGCACCCGACCACAGAGCCUGGCUUUGGGCUACGGGGAGAGAAAUGCAGGCUUGUCUGGCAGUGUUGGGACCAGUGGGAUUUCCAGUCUUGGGGUCUACACGCUUAAUGGACCCACACCAACGCCACAGUCACUGCUGGCUGGUCAACCCCCUCAGUCUGCAGCUGGAGGCACUCAGCCUCUGGGCACACGGUUAGCCUGGGCUCUUCCCGUAAGCUCCUCCCCUUCUUUUGCUCUCGCCCCACCCACCACUCGGCCUCCCCUCGGGACUCCAGCAAGAGUGGUUCGUCCCCGCCGAGAUGGUGAUGCAGCGGGUGAUGUAAGCGAGGCAGCUCUGGUGCGGGACAUCCUCUACGUCUUCCAGGGAAUUGACGGGAAGUUCAUCAAGAUGAACGCUCAGGAUAACUGCUACAAGAUGGACAGCAAGGUGGUGCUAUGCAAGUCCCUCAGGGACACCUGCAGCAGACUGGCUGAACUUGGUUGGCUCCACAACAAAGUUAGGAAAUACACUGAUGCCAGGAGCGUUGAUCGGGCCUUUGGAUUGGUCGGGCAGAGCUUCUGUGCCUCGCUCCACCAGGAGCUGAAGGAGUACUAUAGGCUCCUCUCUGUCCUCCACUCGCAGUUACAAGUAGAGGAUGACCAGGGUGUGACUGUAUGUUCAGAGAGUAGUCUGACUCUAAGGAGGCUGCUGGUCUGGAUGUACGACCCCAAAGUGCGGCUCAAAACACUGGCGGCCCUCGUCGACUACUGCCAAGGUCGUAAAGGAGGCGAGCUGGCUUCAGCCGUUCAUGCCUACGGGAAAACGGGAGACCCGCAGAUGAGGGCGCUGGUUCAGCACAUUCUCAGCCUGGUGUCACACCCCAUCCUCAACUUCCUCUACAGGUGGAUAUAUGAUGGCGAGUUGGAGGAUACCUACCAUGAGUUCUUUGUAGCAUCAGAUCCCAACGUGAAGACGGAUCGUCUGUGGCAUGACAAGUACUCCCUCAGGAAGUCAAUGAUCCCCUCGUUCAUCACCAUGGACCAGGCGCGCAAGGUUCUGCUGAUCGGGAAAUCCAUCAACUUCCUGCACCAGGUUUGUCAUGACAGAACACCACCUGGCAAAAUAACACCAGCAUCUAAACCUGCAGACGCUCCGAAAGAUGCUGCAGAGCUGCUGUCGGACCUGGAGGAAGCUUUUCAGGAGAAAAUUGAUGCGGCCUACUUUGACACCAGCAAAUACCUGCUGGACGUUCUCAACCGCAACUACCUUUUGCUGGAGCACCUGCAGGCCAUGAGGAGAUACCUGCUGCUGGGCCAGGGAGACUUCAUCAGACACCUUAUGGACCUGCUAAAACCUGAGUUGGUGCGUCCUGCCACUACUUUAUACCAACACAACCUGACUGGUAUCUUAGAGACAGCAGUCCGAGCCACCAAUGCUCAGUUUGACAAUGCAGAGAUCCUAAAGAGGCUGGAUGUGCGACUGUUAGAGGUGUCUCCUGGUGAUACAGGCUGGGAUGUUUUUAGUCUUGAUUACCAUGUUGAGGGACCCAUUGCAACGGUGUUUACAAGGGAGUGUAUGGGCCAUUACCUUCGGGUGUUUAAUUUCCUGUGGAGAGCAAAGCGGAUGGAGUACACUUUGACUGACAUCUGGAAGGGACAUAUGUGCAACGCCAAGCUGCUAAAAACCAUGCCGGAGCUGUCCGGUGUGCUGCAUCAGUGUCACAUCCUGGCCUCUGAGAUGGUCCACUUUAUCCACCAAAUGCAGUAUUACAUCACCUUUGAGGUGUUGGAGUGCUUAUGGGACGAGCUGUGGAACAAAGUGCGGCAAGCUCAAGACCUCGAUCACAUCAUCGCUGCCCACGAUGUCUUCCUGGACACAAUUAUUUCCAGAUGCCUGCUGGACACUAACAGCAGGUCUCUUCUUAACCAGCUGCGGGCCAUAUUUGAUCAGAUAAUUGAGUUCCAGAGUGCCCAGGACUCCCUCUACCGCUCGGCGCUGGAGGAGCUCACCUUCCGACUGCAGUUUGAAGAAAAGAAGCAGCAGAGAGAGGAGGAGGGUCAGUGGGGAGUGACAGCGGAACAGGAAGCAGAGGAAAAGAGGAGGAUUCAGGAGUUCCAGGACACCAUACCAAAGAUGCGUUCCCAGCUCCGAAUCCUCACCCACUUCUACCAGAGCAUUGUCCAGCAGUUCCUGGUACUGCUGAUGACCAGUUCAGAUGAAAGUCUGCGCUUCCUCAGCUUCAGGCUGGACUUCAACGAGCACUACAGGGCCAGAGAGCCGAGGCUGCGAGCCUCACUUGGCGCCACCAGGGGGCGACGGCUGUCAAAUAUCUGACGUGACAACCACCCUGCCAACAGAUGAGGCUUCCCAUUGAAGCACGGGGUGUGACCACACACAGACGAGGCGAGCAACCGACCCUUAACGCGCUUCACGUCAAGAUGAUGUCAUGCCUUGGACGAGCGAUGCGACUCAUCUCCGGUGUCGCGGCGUUCGCCGAGUGAUGAUCUCACAGCGGACAGCUUAAGGGAAGUCAGCUGAGUGGGAUCACAAAGGAACAAAAGUCCAGAACUUUCAAAGCAUUGCAGACUCCCAGAGUAGAAAAACCUGAAGCGAGUGGUGGGAAUGCAGCGGGAAUUCUGCAAAAUAUGAACAUAAGUUUGAGGAAAGCGUCCACGUGAGUGUGAGGAGACGGCAGACCGAGCUCUCCAAGUUACACAGGGCCACUUUACAUGGCAUGCCUUAUUAAUGGGGGAAAACAGAAACCUUUUUCCCCUCAACGUGGUUGCCAAAUCUAAUCCCAAUACACACAUUUGUACAUAGUGUAUGCAAAAAUGUAUGUACGUACGUCUUCACACCUCAACAUCUUCUCACCAGGGCUCGACAGGUUUGGUGUGCAUUUCCUUUUCAAUUUUUGUACUCGUAGAAGAUAUUAAAGUGAUAAAUUGUAAUAUUUUUUACUGCUUUUAUUUAAAACACAUUUCUGCUGAAGUUUUGUUCUUGUUAAUGUAAGAAAGAAAUGAUUAUUUAAGCCCUAAAAGUGAAAAAGCGACAAUACAGCAGCAUGUUUCAUAUUUACUGUCAAUGCUAGCAGACUGGUAAGUCUGUCUAACUCUAGUUCUUCAGCCCCUUUUACUUAAAACUAUUUCUUUCAUAAUUUUUUAAUAGUUUGUCAGGUCAGCUAGAUCACAAUCAUACAGAGGAUUUAUACAACUCAGUUCUGCACCAUACAGACAAAAAGCCAGCUUUAUCAAAUAGUUUCAUAAGUAAAGGUCAUCAGGUUUGUGAGAUAUAAAACAAAUCAGACUCCCAUCAGCUGAGGAAUGUCAUUAAGAAUUACACUAGUUUGUAUUUGCUUUAUUUUAACCACCUGCUUAGGUAACAGAGUUUAUCUGUAUGUUAAAGUAUACAAUCAUCACAACCACAACAACCUCACUUCUUGUCCCUGCAAAAACCACAGGAACUAAAAUGCUCAGAUAUCUCUUUAAAAGAAAAAAAAAGUGUAAAUAUUUCAACAUGAAAGUCCAUUAAGAGUAUUUGUCAAAUGUUUACUUUGGCAUUUUAUUUGCUGAGAUUAAUCUAUUCUGAAUUAUGGGGGAAAAUAAAAGUGCAUGGUGUAUUUAAGUGAAGUUUACCUUAUGUACAUGAUAUAAGACUUAAGAUUGUAUUUGUUAGACUUUCUACAUCAUUUUGGAGUGAAAAUAUAACAAUAAAACCUUCCUGUUCUCUGCUUAGGUUUAUUCUAACUUCUGGGGUUAUGGAUAUAUUUGAGUAUAUAGUUUUAGUUCUUUGCAGCUGCAGUCAAAACAUUAAAUGGCAAAAUCCUUCAAUAUAUUUUACAGUAGCAUUUUCAAAUUGUGGAACAACCCAAACUUCAUCUGUCUUCAUCCAUCUUCACCUUGAAGAUGAACAAAGUUUAGUCCAAUCAAAAAAAAGACUCCUUCCUUGUAACAGUUCAUAUUCCACUUUUUCCACUACUAUUGUAGAUAAACUGGCAAAAGUACAUUAAAUAAAAGUGAUAUAUAUUUUAUUUUUGGGAAAUUGUUGCUUCUGAAGAAUAUGUUUUUCCACUGCAUCACAUAUGUGCUGCCGGUUCAGAAGCAGUUCAUCCUCCAACAUCGAUUCUCAUCCAUGUAGCUGUGUGUGGUGAUGUUUCAGGUUUAACCUUUUAUUUUUUUUAGCGAAACAAUCGGUGCUGCAUUUGGUCUGUCGGCCACUUUACUUCCUGACAAUGAAUUCCUUCACAAACAAGUAAAAGGAACACGUGAAGAGAGGUUAAACACCAAACUGAAUCUGAGUCAGCACUUGUACACUGUCUGUACUCUGCAUUGUAUAGCACAUAAUGUAUAGAAAAUGGGGAUAAAAAAACAUCCCACUUCUUUAAUAAAGUGUUUGCUUUU